This is a messenger RNA of Physcomitrium patens, 3146 nucleotides long. Its product is annotated as long chain acyl-CoA synthetase 4. Lineage: Eukaryota; Viridiplantae; Streptophyta; Bryopsida; Funariales; Funariaceae. The record is from RefSeq and is a predicted model, not a curated record. Gene Ontology annotation, molecular function: long-chain fatty acid-CoA ligase activity. Gene Ontology annotation, cellular component: endoplasmic reticulum; membrane. Gene Ontology annotation, biological process: fatty acid metabolic process.
GCUUGGACUCCGGGGCACGAAAGCUCUCCCAUAUGGGGAAAAGGAAUCUUGCCACGCAUUCCCUGCUUUUAGAAGGAAUUAACAAUUGUGACCGGCACACGGAGGUGGCAUUUAGGCCGAGGAGUAGAAAGUCGCGUAGUAGAUGGUGAGAGAAAGCAGGAUGAAAGGUGAGCGAUCUACUGACGGCGCUGUGGUGUUCAGGUGUUCCGGUUCUUGCGCAUCGUCGCGGAAUCGGAAGAGAUUGUUUUUUUUUGUUUUGUUUCUAUUUCUGUUUUCUUUACUUUAAUGUAUUGAAGUUUAAUCUUAGGUUCGGCAUGCGAGUUGAGACAGAAGGAGAAGGAGAUGAUUGAGUACGAAAACAUGGAUUCAUAAAGAUGGCCGUAGAGCCAUUUGUUGAGCGUCGAGUUGAGGAAGUACUUAGUAAUGCUCUAGCUUAUUUUUUAAUGAAUUGAAGUGCCUUUCGAAAGAUUCCGAGAACUCUCGCCGAGGAAGUCGCUACUUUAAGUAGAAUAAUUCACGAUGCAGUCACGAUUGUUUUCCCUGUUUCGAGGUGGAAUAAAUGGUUGCACUUGCAAUUGAAUCUUCGUAGGUGUCUAAGCUGUAAUUUGACCUUGUAAUUACCUCUCUUUGUUAGUUGUUUUAUCAACUCCCGAAUUGUGCGCUCGAUUACUUGCUAGUAGCUCUUCGUUCAUCUCCGAAGGCUGACUUGAUUGUAUGUUUCUGAAGUAAGGGCUACGCGCUCUCGAAUUCGAUCGAGAAACCUUGAAGAGUGGUAGUAUUUAUUGAACGCUUCGAUUUCGGUUAGUUUGGUCUACUAAGGGAGCCCUGUAGGAGGAGUCUGAGGAGGAAACAGUUUGCUGUCCACAUUUGAAACGGCACCGCGAAAUUGGGAACCACUACAAGAUGGGGAAAAUUGAGUACGUAGUGAGGGUGGAGAAGGAGGAGGUUGGCGUCGAUGGUGACCCAUCGAAGGGACAUGUCUAUAGAAGCUUGUUUGCAAAAGAUGGCUUCCCCCCUCUUCCUGAAGGAAUUUCUACGUGCUGGGAUAUUUUCGAGCGAUCCAAAGUCAAAGGUCCUGGCAAUAACAUGCUCGGAGUUCGUGAGAUGAAGGAUGGAAAAGUAAGGGCUGGGGCAUACGUGUGGAAAUCCUAUGAGCAAGUGUAUGAUAAUGUUCUGCAAAUUGGUUCAGCAAUGCGAUAUGUGGGAGUCAAUCCGAAAGGCCAUUGUGGGAUUUAUGGCAUGAACUGUCCAGAAUGGUUCACUGCUAUGGAGGCUUGCAAUGCGCAAAGUAUUGUUUGUGUUCCUCUUUACGAUACUCUUGGAUUGACAGCAGUGGAAUAUAUCUUAAAUCAUGCAGAAAUCGAAAUUGCUUUUGCGCAAGAAACCAAACUUCCUUUGAUCAUGAAGUCUCUCCCCAACUGCACUACAUUUUUGAAAACCUUAGUUAGUUUUGGGGCCGUUACAAGUGAUCAAAGAUCUAAAGGUCAGGAUGCGGGAGUCACGAUCUACGCUUGGCAAGACUUCUUGGAUCUGGGGAAAAAGAACAAAUGUGACGUGACGCCACCAAAGAAAGAGGAUUUGUCAACGAUCAUGUAUACUAGUGGGACCACAGGGGAGCCAAAAGGUGUAAUGUUGACUCACGAAAACGUCGUGAAUACUAUUGCGGGACUUGAUUGGUAUCUGAAAUCUCUGAAUGAAGUGAUGAAUAAAGACGAUGUUUAUUUCUCAUUCUUGCCAUUGGCGCAUAUAUUUGAUAGAGUAGCUGAGGAGAUGUUUGUUUUUAUUGGCGGUUCUAUUGGAUUCUGGCAAGGGGAUAUCAAGAAGGUACCUGAAGACAUCAAAGAAUUGAAACCAACAUUGUUUGUUGGUGUUCCUCGUGUCUUCGACAGGCUAACUACAGGAAUUCAAGAAAAAAUUGCUGCUUCAGGUAGAAUAAAAAAUUGGCUCUUCCAGAUUGGAUUCUCCAUGAAGUUGUUUUGGUUAAAGAAAGGAUAUAAGCAAGAUCAGGCAUCGCCAUUCUUUGAUAAGCUGGUCUUCGAUAAGGUGAAAAUGGGUCUUGGUGGACGCGUAAGGCUUGUCAUAUCUGGAGCUGCACCACUGUCUGGGCAUGUAGAGAAGUUUUUGCGGGUCAUAAUGUGUGCACCUGUCAUGCAAGGAUAUGGUUUGACUGAGACGUGUGCUGCAAGUUUCCUCCAAGUUCCGGAUGUCAUCUCCAUGAAUGGCACUGUGGGCCCUCCACAACCCAUUAUUGAUGUGAGGCUGGAAUCUGUUCCGGAGUUAGGUUAUGAUGCCUUGAGGGAGGAUUCUCCUCAAGGAGAAAUUUGUAUUCGUGGAAAGACACUGUUUUCUGGAUAUUAUAAACGACCGGAGCUCACGGAGGAGGUUCUUAUCAAUGGUUGGUUUCACACAGGCGAUAUUGGAGAGUGGCAAAAAGAUGGUGCUUUGAAGAUUAUUGAUCGCAAGAAGAACAUCUUCAAGCUUUCUCAAGGAGAAUACGUUGCAGUCGAAAACCUUGAAAAUGUGUACAAUGAGUCCUCCUCUGUUGAUGCGAUUUGGGUUUAUGGAAACAGUUUCGAAUCGUUUCUGGUGGCUGUAGCAGUCCCAAAUCAACAAGCAUUAGAGAAUUGGGCUAAUUCCAAUGGAGAGGAGGGAGAUUAUGCCACUCUAUGCAAGAGUCCUAAGGCACAGAAAUUCAUCUUAUCAGAGCUGACAAACAUGGGCAAGAAGAAAGGGCUGAAAGGUUUUGAGUUCAUCAAAGCGGUGCACUUAGAUUCUCAACCGUUCGAUGUAGAACGUGAUUUGACAACUCCUACAUUUAAACUUAAACGACCGCAACUCUUAAAAUACUAUCAGAAGGAGAUUGACGUUAUGUAUAACAAGAUAAAAUCGAACUCCUGAAGGUUAAUAUGUCAUGAUCUGAAAUAAUCGCGCUAUGCGUCAUUAGAUGUAGGCGUAUCUACAUAUAUAGCCUAACUUUUAGCUUUUAGAUACCCCAUAGUAGGCUGGAGGUGUACAGAAUUAACUUGAUAGUGGCUUCACUGGCGUUACUAUACAUCUGAGUGAUUGUAAUCCACAAGUGGAUGUAUGAAAAUAUGUGUAUAUAUAUACACAUAAAUAAUACUUGAUGUUGUGUAAUUUUGUUGUUA